AUGGCUAUGGUAUCAGAAUUUCUGAAACAGGCAUUCAUCUUCAUGUGUAUUUUGAAUUCGAAAGGUGGCCCUGGAGUACAGUCAUACCCUAGCUUUGAUCCAUCAGCUGACGUUAUUGCUUUGGACAAAGCUAUUACCGUAAGAGGUGUGGAUGAAGCCACCAUCAUUGGCAUCUUGACUAAAAGAACAAAUGCUCAGCGUCAGCAGAUCAAAGCUGCCUAUCAGCAGGCUAAAGGAAAGAGUCUGGAAGAAGCCUUGAAAAAAGUUCUGAAAAGCCACCUGGAAGAUGUUGUUGUAGCUCUGCUCAAAACUCCAGCUCAAUUUGAUGCUGAAGAAUUAAGAGCCGCUAUGAAGGGGCUUGGAACAGAUGAAGAUACCUUAAUUGAGAUUCUGUCCUCAAGAACCAACAAAGAGAUCAGAGAAGCCAGCAGAUAUUACAAGGAAGUGCUGAAGAGAGAUCUGAUACAAGACAUUAUCUCUGACACAUCUGGAGACUUUCAGAAGGCUUUGGUUGCUCUAGCCAAGGCUGACCGAUGUGAAGUUUCUCAUGUGAAUGAUGAUCUUGCUGACAGUGAUGCCAGGGCCUUGUAUGAAGCUGGAGAGAAAAAGAGGGGAAUAGAUAUCAAUGUGUUCAUUACCAUUCUUACUGCAAGAAGCUAUCCACAUCUCCGAAGGGUCUUUCAGAAGUACGCCAAAUACAGCAAGCAUGACAUGAACAAGGUACUAGAUUUGGAGCUGAAAGGUGAUAUUGAGAACUGCCUGACUGCCCUUGUGAAGUGUGCCACAAGCAAGCCAGCUUUCUUUGCUGAAAAACUCCACUUGGCAAUGAAGGGCGUAGGGACAAGGCACAAACAGCUCAUCAGAAUCAUGGUUUCACGCCAUGAAGUGGAUAUGAAUGAGAUAAAAGGCUAUUACAAGAGUCUGUAUGGCAUCUCUCUCCGCCAAGCCAUUAUGGAUGAACUCAAAGGGGAUUAUGAAAACAUCCUUGUGGCUUUAUGUGGAAGUGAUAACUAAGUUUCGUGCUCCUGCAAUGCACUCAGUCUUGUUGCUGAAGGUCUUCACAUUUGCCUCAGCUGUCUAUAUAAUAUACAGGCUUUACACAGUGCGGUUUGUCUGGAAUGUUACUUAGCCCAUAUGUAUUAUGUUGAAAACCUGUAACCUGGAAUGUAUUUUUUCAGCAUCUUUAUUCUGAAUGGC
Molecule: messenger RNA, 1197 nt
Organism: Opisthocomus hoazin
Lineage: Eukaryota; Metazoa; Chordata; Aves; Opisthocomiformes; Opisthocomidae
Source: RefSeq, a predicted model, not a curated record